Molecule: messenger RNA, 3837 nt
Organism: Phytophthora megakarya
Lineage: Eukaryota; Oomycota; Peronosporomycetes; Peronosporales; Peronosporaceae
Source: the annotation of a GenBank genome assembly
AAGAUCACUCCCUUCCGCGGUAGACUGGAUGAGAGUGAGAACUCCAAGCAGUGGCUGAGAGGUUUUGUGUAUGAGAUGAAAAGUACACACACACCUCCCAACGAAUGGUGCAUGGCCUUCCAAUCGGGUCUCAGGGAUGGUGCCUUCAGUCAAUCAGCGAUCACUCGGUACUAUCGAGCUAAGCGGUCGGAGAAGGAGCACAUUCGCGACUAUCUAAACCGACUGAAUGGCUAUGCACGUAGUGUCAAUAUCAAGUUCGAACGCAGCGGUCGUGAGGCGAAGGAACAUUUACGUGAUAUUCACACGCUUGAGGAUAUCGUCAGCGACAUCCUGAAGAUGGAGAAGCGAGUGUCGAAUCGCUCAUCAAUUCAAAGUUCGCCCGAUGAGUACUCGAACGACUACUCGAAUGAUGAUCCGAUCGACGUUUAUGAAGGAGAUGAAGCUGACCAAGAUGAGUGUGACAGCGAUUGUGGUUCAAGAGACGAGAUGCAAGUGGCAAGCGUCCACAAAACAAUGGACAACAGUCAAGCGGAUUUGGGCAAGGUGGAUUCCGACUUACAACUCAAUCUGGAUCGAGGUUCAACGAUAACCGCGGCGGACGCGGGUUCCAGAGAUCAACAAAUGCACGACUUCAGCAAGUGCGAGGCCUUCGACGAGCUGGCCAAGAUCCUCCGGACUAACGUUGACGAGAAGAACAUUAGUCCCGAGCUCCUGAAGUUUGUCUUCAACACCGGCGCGAACGUGAGCAUAAUCACGACGAAGCUGGCGCGUCGACUACAACUGAACCCCAUCCAGGAACAUGGUCGACAACUCCAGGUGCAAGGAAUUCAAGAAGGAAAGAUGUCAACGACAACUCGAGUGAAAGCCAAGGUUACUCUGGGAUGGAACACAGUUUAUGAGUUCGAGUUCUGGGUCAUGGACCACAGUGCUGGAUCAGAAGUGGUGCUUGGCACCGACUUUAUGAUACCAGCUGGAAUACGCUUGGAUCUGUUCAACGCAACGGCCAAGCUUCCAGGGGAAGAAAUAGUGCCACUGGUGAAAUCGCUAAGCGCUGACGAAGAUUCAGCUGAAGGGAUGCAUGUCACCGGCGGACCCACGAUGAGCCUGCAGAUACCUGCAGGAGAGUGGAUUGAGUUCCGGUUGCAGAAGCGAAAACCAUCGUUAGGAACUCACGGUGUGUGGGUGCAGCGCACUGCCGCGCUUAUUCCAACGAUCGUUUGGUUCAGGAAAGCGCAGCCAACUCUAGUUCGGGUGACGAACAUCACUGACAAGGACUAUGCUCAAGAAUUGGCAUUCUUGCCUGACUUGACAAAGCCCUCUGUCACGGAGCUUGAUUACACCGCUCCGAAUGUGAAGAACCCGAGUUUCGUCGGCGGCCAGCAACGACGACUCGAUAAGGGCAUGCAAAUUCCGCUGAGGCACUUGCAGAAGCUCUAUGAGCUACUCAAAGGACUGUUAAAGGCUGGCCUCAUUGCGUUCUCGGACAGUCCAUGGGCGUCGCCCAUCGUGAUUGUACUGGAAAAGAACGGCCAAGGUAUUCGACUAUGCAUCGAUUACAAGAUGGUCAACGCAGUUACAGCAAUCAUGGAAUAUGCCAUGCCUCUGGUCGACGACCUGUUGACCGAGCUGGAGAACUAUCUGUGGUUCUGCUCGUUGGAUGCUGCUAGUGGCUUUUGGACAAUCAUGAUGACGAUGCGUGCGCGUAAGAUUUCAGCGUUCGUUUGUGCGUUAGGGCACUUUGAGUGGCUCCGAACGCCAUUCGGAUUGAAGAAUGCUCCCAUGAUCUACCAAAGGAUGAUCGAUAAUGCACUAUGUGGCUUUGUACAGCCUAAGGGUGGAUGGGAGCGAUAUGCUGAACGAAUGAAACUCGCUGAAGAAGCAGCCAAGCACCAACGAUCACUCGACGAUUACUCAGAUUUUACCCAGACGACGACUCGGACCAAGUUUGAGGCUAAUCGACAGGCGUCGUCGGAACUGGAUCCGGUGUUACGAAUGGUGAACGAUCCAUACGCAGACAUGUUUGCGACUAAUGAACCAGACGAAUCGUCGCUAGUCCCAGUGUUCCAGCGACGAUCCUUCGUAGACGACAUUUGUUUCGGUGGCACUACAUUUGACGACUGCUUGGAUACACUGGAUAAGUUGCUGGCGCGGUUUGAAGAAUGCAGGAUCAGUGUCAGCUUUACUAAAAGCUUCUUUUGUCAGUCCAAGGUCGACUUCCUCUCUCACGAGGUGGCGCCUGAAGGAAUACGGGCUGACCCCAAGAAGAUGACAGCUAUUACCAAUCGCUUCAUCCAAGACUUCGCAGUCUAUGAAGCCGCGCUAUAUCAGUUGAAGGAAGACGAUUUCUCCGAAGGGGGUGACUUGGCUGCGGCCGAGUUUACUGCGCUCCAACGAAGAGUAGCUGAAGCUCCUAUUCUACGGCAUUUCGAUGCGAAGAAGGAGGUGCACAUCACGCUGUACACCAAUGAGUGGGCGUUAAUCCUCAAGGACGCCGAGAUGAACUAUCACUCGGCCGAGAAGGAAGUCCUAGCGUUGUUGCUACUGCUCAAGCUCAAGUCAGUCCGAUAUCUGCACGUGGUGCGUGAGUACAACGCAGCGGCUGACUCGCUCGCUGGCGAGGCAUUGGAGUCGAAGAUGUCUAAGGUGGUGCUCAACGACCACCGUAAGACUGAGCCCAAGAAACUGAACAGAAUCAAAGAAAUGAUCUAUGAGCCUGCUGAGGUCCGACACGAAUUAACAGCCGAUGGCAUUGACCCGAUUACAGUGCAAGAAGAGCGAAGGCGCCGUAUCGCCAAAGCCCAGGACGAGGAGUUGAGGUGGUCGAACCUGAAAGCUGUCGUGAGAGGAGAAACCACAGCGAUGACUUACAAAGAGGCUCGAGAAGCCUGGAAGUGGGCGGACAACUUCGUGCUGUCAAGUGACAACGUCCUCUCGAGUAAGCAGCUCAAAGGCUACUCACCUGGCAAUGUGCUCGCAGAGCGACCAUUCCAGUGCUCGUUUACUGAAUUUGUGAUCGCUAAUGCGAUGUCGGAUACCGAUGCCCUGACUGUGACCAAGGUGUUCGAGGAAUGCAUCUACAGACGAUUUGGUGCUCCGUCUCUUAUUCGACAUGACCGAGACCCACGCUGCAUGAGCGAGCAAGAGCGCUCGGUCAAGACCGUGAUGCAGUCUGUCAAGGACUAUGUGAAAGACCCGUUGCAGCAAGACUGGGAUGAGAUCGCUGAGCGACUAGUCUUUGCGAUCAAUAAUUCCCACGAUAUGACCACCAUUCUACUUGGUAUCGGUAAGCAGACUGAGGCACUAGCCUGGCGGCGAGAAAUCAACCGCCAGCAGCAGAUCGCGCUCGAGAUGGCUAAAGAAUACCAAGCAGUGGAGAAGGACCGACGUGCUAGAAUUCACAACGAGAAGCUCAGUCGCAAAGAGCAAGCCGCAGUACCAAAAGGUGUGAAUGAUGGCUCGCCCGACGAUGACUCGGACCCGAAAGUGAAGCGAAAGGUCGAGGAGUUCGCGUACGAGCUCGAGUUACCAGAUAAAACUCGAGAUGUUGCCGAGGAAGCGAGAUACGACUUCGACGAAGAGCGGUUGCCCGAAGACAGCUGGAUGCCAGAUGAAGUUACCGGCGAAUUCGAGGUGGAAGCGAUUUUGGACGACAGAACACCAAUGUCAACCAACACGGAUAGACCUGUGCGCGAAUUUGAGGUGAAGUGGGUUGGCUGCGAGUCAACUACAUGGGAACCAGCUUCUAACUUGUCGUAUGGAGGACUCCUGUAUGACUACUUGCGGAACAAGAAGAGCGAGCAACGUCUACAGAUGGUCCAAGUCGCUGACGAGGACUGA